This is a messenger RNA of Phalacrocorax carbo (great cormorant), 8266 nucleotides long. The record is from RefSeq and is a predicted model, not a curated record. Lineage: Eukaryota; Metazoa; Chordata; Aves; Suliformes; Phalacrocoracidae.
CCCCGGCUUGGGCUGGAGCCGGAGCUGGGGCUGCUUUAUUAUCAGCUGGAGGGAGGAGGAGACGGUGCGUAAAGCGGCGAGCACGGCGCCCCGAGCCCGCCGCCGCCGCGGGCAGCGCCUCCCUCCCUCCCUCCCUCCCUCCCGCCCCGCCGCUCUGCCACCGGCGGGCAGCGGCCGCCCGAGCCCCGCAGGUAGGAGCGCAGCCUCCGCCACCUGCCCCCGCCGCCCCGCGCGUUUUGCAGCAUCAUCGGGAGCCGCCGCGGGGGCAGGCGCCGCCGCUCUCCGCCCGCCCGCGGGGCCGGGGGCAGGUGCCGCGCCGGCGGCUCCGCUCCCCCCGCCGCUCCCCGCCCCGGUCCCGCCGCAGCGCCCGGCUCCCGCCGCCCCGCGCAACCCCCGGGCGGGCAGCGCCGCGGGGCGGCUGCGGCUGCCGCUGCGGCUGCGGCUGCGGCUGCGGCGCGCCCAUGUGAGCCCCGGCCGCGGGGUGCCCGCCGGCGGCGCGGAAGGCUGCGCACCCCCGGCAGCGGCGGCGGCGGCGGGAGCAGGCGUCCGUCGGGGCAGCGCUGGAUGAGCGGGGGCGGCAUGGUGUCCUGGCGGCGGAGGCCGGGGCCCGGCCUGGCGCGGCUGUGGGGCUUGUGCUGCCUGGUGCUGGGCUGCUGGCGGGGCGCGCUGGGCUGCCCCGCGUCCUGCCGCUGCAGCUCCUGGCGGAUCUGGUGCGCGGAGCCGGCGCCCGGCAUCGCCUCCUUCCCCGUGCCGCAGCGGAGCGCCGAGGGCGACAAUGUCACCGAGAUUUACAUUGCAAACCAGCGAAAAUUAGAAAGCAUCAAUGAUAAUGAAGUUGGAUUUUAUGUUGGACUUAAAAAUCUGACCGUGGUGGAUUCAGGCUUAAGAUUUGUGUCCCGUCAAGCUUUUGUGAAAAAUGUCAACCUACAAUACAUCAAUUUAUCCAGAAACAAGCUCUCGAGUUUGUCCAAGAAGCCUUUUCGCCAUCUGGGUCUGUCUGAUUUGAUAUUGGUGGACAAUCCAUUCAAAUGUUCCUGUGAAAUUAUGUGGAUCAAGAAAUUUCAAGAGGCCAAGUUUUACACAGAAACUCAGGAUUUAUAUUGCAUAGAUGACGACAACAAGAGGACAGCCUUGCUGGAUAUGAAGGUCCCGAACUGCGACUUGCCCUCAGCAAACUUAAGCAAUUACAACAUCACCGUGGUGGAAGGAAAGAGCAUCACACUGUACUGUGAUACUACUGGCGGGCCACCCCCUAAUGUGUCCUGGGUGCUCACUAAUCUUGUUUCAAACCAUGAGAGUGACACAAGUAAGAACCCUGCCUCGCUAACCAUAAAGAACGUUUCAUCCAUGGACAGCGGACUGUGGAUUUCCUGCGUAGCAGAGAACAUUGUGGGAGAGGACCAAGCCUCUGCUGAGCUCACGGUAUUCUUUGCACCAAAUAUCACGUUUAUUGAAUCUCCAACCCCGGACCACCACUGGUGUAUUCCAUUCACUGUGAAAGGGAACCCUAAGCCCACAUUGCAGUGGUUCUAUGAAGGGGCUAUACUGAAUGAGUCUGAAUACAUCUGUACUAAAAUACAUGUUAUCAAUCAAAGUGAAUACCAUGGCUGCCUUCAGCUGGACAAUCCUACCCACCUGAAUAAUGGUGCUUAUACCUUACUGGCAAAGAAUGAGUACGGAGAGGAUGAAAAACGUGUUGAUGCUCAUUUCAUGUCAGUGCCUGGAGAUGGUAGUGGCCCAAUUGUGGAUCCAGACGUUUAUGAGUAUGAAACCACGCCUAAUGAUCUUGGAGACACCACAAAUAACAGUAAUCAAAUCACUUCUACGGAUGUUUCCAACAAAGAGAAUGAAGAUAGCAUCACUGUGUAUGUUGUGGUGGGAAUUGCAGCACUGGUGUGCACUGGCUUAGUAAUAAUGCUCAUUAUUCUGAAGUUUGGAAGGCACUCUAAGUUUGGGAUGAAAGUUCAUGGUGAAGUAAAAGGAGUUGGUCUGGUAGAUCAAAUAUGGCUUUCAUUGCAAGACUGCGACAAUGAAGGUCCUUCUUCAGUUAUCAGCAAUGAUGAUGAUUCAGCCAGUCCCCUUCACCACAUUUCAAAUGGCAGUAACACUCCGUCUUCUUCUGAGGGAGGUCCUGAUGCAGUCAUCAUUGGGAUGACAAAGAUUCCUGUCAUCGAAAAUCCGCAGUAUUUUGGAAUUACCAACAGUCAGCUCAAGCCAGACACCUUUGUGCAGCACAUCAAGCGCCAUAAUAUCGUUCUCAAAAGAGAACUGGGAGAAGGAGCCUUUGGGAAAGUCUUUCUGGCAGAAUGCUAUAACCUCUGUCCUGAGCAGGACAAGAUCUUGGUGGCAGUGAAGACACUGAAGGAUGCCAGUGACAAUGCCCGCAAGGACUUCCACCGUGAGGCAGAGCUGCUAACUAACCUGCAACAUGAGCACAUCGUCAAGUUCUAUGGCGUCUGUGUCGAGGGUGAUCCACUCAUCAUGGUCUUUGAGUAUAUGAAGCACGGAGAUCUUAACAAAUUCCUCAGGGCACAUGGACCAGAUGCAGUACUGAUGGCAGAAGGCAACCGUUCUGCUGAGCUGACCCAAUCCCAGAUGCUUCACAUUGCCCAGCAGAUUGCGGCUGGUAUGGUUUACCUGGCAUCGCAGCACUUCGUGCAUCGGGACCUUGCUACCCGGAAUUGUUUGGUUGGUGAGAACCUACUGGUGAAGAUUGGGGAUUUUGGGAUGUCUAGAGAUGUGUACAGCACAGACUACUAUAGGGUUGGGGGUCAUACCAUGCUGCCCAUUCGCUGGAUGCCUCCAGAGAGUAUCAUGUACAGGAAGUUCACCACAGAAAGUGAUGUCUGGAGCCUGGGGGUUGUACUGUGGGAAAUCUUUACCUAUGGCAAACAGCCAUGGUAUCAGCUCUCAAACAACGAGGUGAUUGAGUGCAUCACUCAGGGCCGAGUCCUGCAGCGACCUCGCACAUGCCCCAAGGAAGUGUAUGACUUGAUGCUGGGCUGUUGGCAACGGGAGCCUCACAUGAGGCUGAACAUCAAAGAAAUCCAUUCCCUCCUCCAGAACUUGGCCAAGGCAUCUCCAGUCUACUUGGAUAUUUUAGGAUAAAGUCUCCUAGCAUUUCUUAUUAUGGGCUGUGGGAGUGAAUGUGUUCAACUGCCGCUGAACUCCAUUAAAAUGUGUUCUUAACUUUGACAGUAUUAAUGACAAAGUUGCGGAGAAGCUUUCAAAGGGCAAGCAAUGUGCACUUCUCCAUCUGUAGACACAGUAUUGACUUUUUAGACAUUACUGAGAUGUAUCUCCUCUCUCUCUCUCUUUCAGUUUCUAUCAUUUUUUUCUUCUCUCCUGUCUUUCUAAUCAAUUUGGCUUCUGCAUUAUUGUAACUCUGCAUAGACAAAGGCCUUAAAAACCUGGUCUGUUAUACCAACAGACUCUUCAGUUUGCCCACCACAACUAACAAUGCCUUGUUGUAUUCAUGCCUUUGAUGUGGAUGAAAAAAAGGGAAAAUAUAUUUGACUCGAACUUUGUGAUUUCUGCUGUACAGCUACUGGGAGUUUCUAUGGAUUCACCUCAAUUUUUUCGCUUCGGCAUGUGGGUGGAAAAAGAAGACUGGUGUUCUCUACAUGAAGCAUGUUCCUUGCGGAGAUAAAGCCAGAUGGAAAGAAGACAGUCUUAUGUGAUAUACUUUCUGGAGGAACUAGGGGAUCAGAUGGCAUCCAACCCCACAAAAAAAAACCACUGAAAUUAUUUGAUGGAAGGCAAGAGGGGGUUUAGCACUUCUCCUGAAGAGUCUUUCUGAGGACUAAAGGGAUUGUUCAAGGAGGUGCUUUGCCAGUACCUUUCAUUGCCAGAUACAAGUAAAAGGGGAAAAGAUGCUGCUUGCACUGCACACAAUUAUAUUACAACAUGAUAAACUAAACACAUGCCCUUAUUUUGUCUUCUGGUAGGAUAUUGUCACGCUACUGGUAUUAAAAUGUUCUCCAGCUAGUCUUUUUUAAUAAAGGCUGAAGCUAGGCUUAUUAAUGUACAGUAUUAAUUUCAGGAUCAUAUGUUGCAACUAAGGAUUUUGAUAAGAUAGGACAAGCUGUAGAUGCUGGGGCAGGUGUAUUUUAUACUGUGCUUGUCCAGCAGCAUAUUCCUUCCUUCCUCAAUCCUUUUUCUUUUUUUUUUUAACCAUGCAAGCAAAACUGUGCAUGGUCUUUGUCGAUUAAUGCCCUUUGUGCAGAGACUAUCACUCAUCUUGUAGUACACCCUAGUAGGCAUAGUGAACUCAUAAUGAUAUAACUUAUAUUUCAUUAGAAGGGGCUAAUGGAGGACAUUAGCCAUGUUAAAAUGCCUUUAUAACGUUACAGAUACAAUAGGCUGAUAUAACAUGAAUAAUCUAAAGCACGGAGAUCACUGGUUAUGUUUGAGCCAUGGCAGGGGAUAGAGAUCUCUAGAAAAAACAGAUUACUCUGAGGUUAUGGCUUACUAUUCAGAGUGCAAAGGCCCUGAGCUCAGCACCGUGUUUGUAUUGGUACUAGUGCUGUCAUUACCAACACCCACUGUUUCUUAAAUAAUUUAUUUUUGGUUGGAUUGGCAUUGUAUGUGUACCACAUUUGCAUGGCCACUGUGCUGAUGACAGCUGCAUGGGCAUACCUGUUAUUUUUCAAACCAGAAGUUGACAGUUUCAAAUUUAGAGUUAGGAUUAUUUUUAAUAUGAAUUCUUACAAAUGAAAACCUACCUUACCUGUUCCUCAAGACUUUUGCCUCCCUCUGUGAGGGGACAUUACUGCAAAAAAGCGAUCUUUCUUUCCAUUUUCUCCUUUUGUUAUUUCUUAUUGAUAUGAGCCAGAUCAAAAUAGUCCUUCACCUUUGUGUUGGGGAUAUUUUAUUUAAUAAAUUAAGCAUUUUAUUUUUGUAAGUGUUCCCAUAGCAUAUUUAAUAUAUAAUUUGCUUGCAUAUAUUAUUUAUUGAGGCACUUUAGGUUUUUCCUUCAGAAGCUUUUAGAGCUAGCUCAUAAAGAUUCUGAACAUUUUCAGAAGAAAACAGUUCACUGGACACUGAUGAAGUUUUACCCUUCUCAGUGUCAUUGAAAAGGCAGCAUUACAAAUAAACCUGACAGUGUAACUAUAAAGCCAUACUCAGUAUUUCUUUAAUAAACUAGAUGUUAUUUCUUAACCGCUACUGAACUGGAAAUACACAAAAAGCCAGAGGAAGAUUCCUACAAAAUGGGCCUUAAGAUUUUAUCUAGACUGUCUUGGAAGUUCACACAGAAAGCUAGAUAAAGACUGAGCAUCCAAUGAAACCCAUUCUCUUGAGGGUCUGAAUGUUGUGUUUUAAAGGAAUUUGAAAUUGGUUUUCAAAAUAACAGUGGUGGAAAAGAAAGGUGUCAGAGUGCGCUCAUACGGUGCAGUGGGAGGAGGCUGCAGGUGGUGGAGGGGGCGUGCUAAGUUUCCACCUGCUGUAUUCUGUCUUAGUUUCUUAUGAGCUGAAGAAAAAGGCAUCUGAGAUGCUGCUUCUAUUGGAAAGCUGGCUCCAGCCUGAAAGCAAACAGGUGGGUUUUGGAAGCACUGAAAGAAUGUAUACCAAAAAUAACCACAAAACCCUGAAAAUGUACUUAGUGGCAUCUUCUUUUUGAUUUACUAGUGAGACUAUUAGAGUCAUUUCAGAGAAUAAAUAGUGUUACAAUGCAUUGUGCAAUAACAUAGCAGUAUGUUAAACUUCUAAAGGACCAAAUGUUUGACAGAGCCGCCGGUAUGGAUAACCUUGACCUAUAUCAUUAAUGUUCUUGAUAAUGCAUAAAAUGUUUAAUCACAGUAGACAAGCUAUAAACUGUAGCUAUACAUAGUUUGCGUAUGUUCAUGGAAAGGUGGGUAAGUGUAGAGGAAUGAGCAGAGAAGAGGAAGAAAUAUGUUCAAAUCACAAUGAAGGGUGAGUAUAUGUGCAUAUUCGUCAUGCUUGCACUGUCAGCUAAAUCGUGUACGUUGAGUAAAUAUGACAAUCAGGCUCAUUUAAAAAGUCAUUCUGGACUGUGCUAUGAACUGAUCAUAUAUAUAAUAUAUAUUAUAUAUGUGUGUUUGCAUAUGGCAUAUAUAUAUACACACACAUAGGAUAUACAUGUAUGCCUAUGUCUGUUGUGUUUUAUUUAUAUAUGUGCAGACAUGCAUGCACAUUAUGUAUGGGCUGUGUGUAUAUGUAUAAAAUUAUAUACACCUACGUAAUUACAAAUUAUGAUUAGAGUGCUAUUAAUAAAUUGAUAAAGUCUGCUGAGUAACCAAAUUUUUUUUUCUUUUGAUAUUUCUUUUUCUAUGUUUGUAAAAUUCAACUUUUUAACUGGUGUGCAGCCGAGGCAGUGCUAGAAUGCCAGACAUACAACAACAAGCACUUUUCUUCCCCAGAUGAUUGCAUAAAAACAUUUCUUCCGUUCCCAUCUCACCUGUUGAUUUCUCACAAUGUGAUUAACAGACAAACCUACAAGCUCAGAAAACAGAGUUUGUUUUACUGUCAUUUCUGGGUUUGUGCUAUUGUUGUUUUAUUGUCCUAGAAUAACAGUGCAGCUCCGCUAGCAGUUUAUACUCGUCUGAAGUAACAAAAUAAUUCCAAGAAUGAGCUGCACUAUUCAGACUGCAACAUGACUUGUAGGACAAUGAGAAUGCCAAAAUUCAACAGUAGUGACAACAGCAUUUGCCACACUCUGUCCUUCACUCUCAAUAGACCCACAGAACUCAGAACUGGCUGUGAAAAACAGAUACUUGUAAAGCAACAACACCCAUAAUGCAUGAUGGAGUGUACCCUUUCUAAAAGAACUCAAUUCAUUUCGAUUUGUAAAACAAUAUAUCUAUAUAUUGUCUACAGUUUAAUAAGUAACUGCCUAUUUUUUAUCUUUUUCUUUCUUUUUUAUCCUUUCUUGCUAGUUCUUUAUCACUUUCUUUCCUUCUUUUCUCUUCCUUUCUCUUUUCCCCCCUCUUCUCUCUUUCUGAGAGAUUGUUUUUGUUGUGGUUGAUGUAGACUUUUACAAAACACUUUAAAAAGAAAUUAAAUAACCCACUAAAAUGAUUAGGUCACUGGAUGACUAAGGUACAAUGCAUAUGUGUUAGAACAAGUCUGUGUCUGGUUGUUGCAGCCUGUAACUGAAUUUCAAAUACUGCUAUAAAAUGUGAGGGAGGGGAGUGGGUAGGGUCUGGGAAACAGAUCGGGGAUUCUAAUCAAAGAUGAAGGUUUUGAUAGCACAGGAAGUUGUAUUUUAUUGUUGUGAGGGCUGGGAUGAACCAUGCUGCUUUGAAUCAAGAGGUCCUUUAGAGCCUUAGUUAAAACACCUGUAUUUGGGUGGGGCGGGGGGAUAUGCUACAUUCAUCACUAAUACGAAGCAAAAAAAAAAAAAAAAAGUCUACAUGUUGCAGGGAAAACACUGUGAAUUUCACAAUAGCAACCAAGUGACUAUUUUGCCAUCUUUUAAACAUACGUCUCAGGAGAAGACAUGGGAGAUGAUGGGUGUGUUAUUUUUCCGUCUAUGCAUUCUAGACCAGGUCUGUGGGGGUUUUUGUUUGCUCGUAGAAGGUUCUGAGUGAUGACCGGCUGGUAUUUUAUAAACACUGAAUACUUUGGGCAAGGAUAAUAGAAGCUGCUAGUAGUGAGGCCGUUUGAUUGGAAUAUGUGAGAAAAUGGAGAUCAAAUCAAAUCUUCCCAGAGGCCUAUAUCUUGCAGCUUAUAUGUAUCUUUCUGUAACUUAAAGAAAAGCAGCUAAGAAUGUUUUAUAUACAAAUAAUUUAAUUCAACAUUGAUGUUUAAUUGAAUCACCAAUAGAGAGAGAAUCAAUUAAUUAUGAAAUAUUUGUCCCAGCCCUGCUCUCCACCUAUACUUUAUGUAUAUAUAUAUUUCUAGAUAUCGCUCUCUUUGUCACUUAAGGUAAAGAGGAAGAUAUCUACAUAUAAAUAUAAAUCUCUAUAUUGUCACCAAACAAUGUGACCUGGUGUGUAGAGCUAUCUUGCUCCUUUCUUUUUUCUUUUCUUUAAUGUGAUGUCUCCGUGGAAAUAUUUAGUGGCUCUUGUUUUGCAGUUUGUUAUAACAGGUCAUUGCUUUAAAACUUUCAUUGCAUCUUGGCUGAUUUCAAAGUGAUGCCUAGGUAUCAGUGUUAAAAGUUUUGUUUGUGAAUCAUGUGACCAGCUUCUCUCAACAUGACAUGGAAAGUCUCUUGUAUUACAGUGUAUUUAAUAAAAAUGAUGUCUUACAAUAAACAACGUCAUCCAAAAGAAAGAUAAAAUAAUUACUUUAAAAAACCUAAAAA